CACACAUAAUAUUUACUCACACCAGAGCUUCCCCUCUUCUUCAUUUUGGCUCAGACUUCUCAAGAAGACAACUUCAACCGAGAACCAACCUCAGAAAUGCUAAUGGCAACAACCGCUAGCUCAAGCUCAUUACUUAGACCAACCCCAUUUCUUGGUCAAAACAGGGGAACAAGCUCCAAUGGCUUGAGAGAUGUUGUUCCUAUGGGAACUGGCAAAUACACCAUGGGAAAUGAUUUGUGGUAUGGACCAGACAGAGUGAAGUACUUGGGACCCUUUUCAGCUCAAACUCCAUCUUACUUGACUGGAGAAUUCCCUGGUGAUUAUGGUUGGGACACUGCUGGUUUGUCUGCUGAUCCUGAGGCCUUUGCCAAGAACAGGGCUCUUGAGGUGAUCCACGGUAGAUGGGCAAUGCUUGGAGCUUUGGGGUGCAUAACCCCAGAAGUUUUGGAGAAAUGGGUGAAAGUGGACUUCAAGGAGCCAGUUUGGUUCAAGGCCGGAGCCCAAAUCUUCUCAGAAGGUGGAUUGGACUACUUGGGCAACCCCAACUUGGUCCAUGCCCAAAGCAUCCUAGCAGUGCUGGGCUUCCAAGUCAUUCUAAUGGGUCUGGUUGAAGGGUUCCGUAUCAAUGGGCUUGAUGGAGUUGGAGAGGGCAAUGAUUUGUACCCAGGUGGGCAGUACUUUGAUCCAUUGGGCCUGGCUGAUGACCCAGUUACCUUUGCUGAGCUCAAGGUGAAGGAGAUCAAGAACGGUAGACUUGCUAUGUUCUCCAUGUUUGGGUUCUUUGUUCAAGCCAUUGUUACUGGAAAGGGACCACUUGAGAACCUACUUGAUCACCUUGACAACCCAGUUGCUAACAAUGCUUGGGUCUAUGCCACAAAGUUUGUUCCUGGGUCGUAAAUUGAGUAGUGAUCUUGUUCUUUAAAAUGUUUUAAUUAUAUUUGAUGUUAUGACUCAUGAGAUGAAGUAAAUUGUGGUACUAUUGUAAAGGAAACAUUCUAUGUAGAUUAAUAUCACUACUACUUGCCGUGUUCUUGGCCUAAAAUUGUUUGUAAUUUUAUCAGUUUGAUGAUAUCCAACGUAACUCGGAAAUUUUUCUUGUU
This is a messenger RNA of Humulus lupulus (European hop), 1100 nucleotides long. RefSeq names its product chlorophyll a-b binding protein 3, chloroplastic. The coding region runs from base 97 to 897 and encodes 266 amino acids. The record is from RefSeq and is a predicted model, not a curated record. NCBI's taxonomy places the organism in Eukaryota, Viridiplantae, Streptophyta, Magnoliopsida, Rosales, Cannabaceae. Gene Ontology annotation, biological process: response to light stimulus; photosynthesis, light harvesting in photosystem I. The transcript is spliced from 3 exons. Gene Ontology annotation, cellular component: plastoglobule; chloroplast envelope; chloroplast thylakoid membrane.